This is a messenger RNA of Acanthosepion pharaonis, 1989 nucleotides long. The record is from the annotation of a GenBank genome assembly. NCBI's taxonomy places the organism in Eukaryota, Metazoa, Mollusca, Cephalopoda, Sepiida, Sepiidae.
AUGUACUACAAGAUGGAACCAAUUGCAGUGAUGAAAUUACUUUUAGGAAAAGAUGAACUUCCAAUUGAUUGCCAUCUUACCAGAGCCACCAUCAGGGACAUUGAUCUUUAUAAACAAGGCAGUGAAGAAUUGAGUUAUGACAGUGAUGAAUUUAGCUCCUUCUCCUCCUCCUCCUCCAUUGAUACAGAGUUUUACUUAGAGAAAGACAAAGAUGAUGCCAUCAUUCCAGAUUGUUCUGCUCCUCUUGAAAAUUCAGAUCCAAUGCAACCAUGUGAUGGUGACAAGGAAGAAUUAACAGAACAAACGGAAGAUUCUAAUCAAGAACAAGAAUUGAUGAAGCAGUUGGGGUUGCCCACAUCUUUUGGAGGCAGCUUUGUAAUAAAAAAUGAAGACUGCACUAAGAAAGAGAAGAGAAAAAGAAGACCACCAAAAAAGAGGAAAAAGAAAAAAUUCAGCAGCAGCAAAGAUGUUGAGCCUGAGAAAGUAAAUUUGUUGGGAGACGAUCAAGAAACCUCAAAAACUGAAGAACCUUUUUUGAUACCAGAAAUUCCUCCCGAGACAUUUUCACUUGUCACUCAACCGGCAUUGGAUGUAGACAGUGUGUGGCAGGAUUACUGGCUGAAAUAUGGAGAGUAUUUAGUAUGGCAAGGGUGGGUGACCAAGUACCCUGACCAACUCGACUUGCAGAAUUCUACUUAUGUUGUUCCACCAAUUGCUGAAGUUGAGAUUGAGACAGAAGAGACGGGAUUAGAUGAGGAAGAAGUGAAAGAUAACUCCUACCAUUGUUAUAAUAUCUGUCAACCUGUGGAAAAUAUUGAUGCUAAUGUUGAGCAAGAAGCUCAAGGUAUGAAUACUGAAAUGACUGAAUCGUCUCAGAUUGAAAGUAUCACUAAAGAGAUGACUUCAAUUAUUGUCCAUGAGGAUGAGAUAGAAUCUGUAAGGGGAAGUAACUCUUCAGAGAAUCAACCUCAAGAUGGCGGAGGACAUAAAAGAAAAGGGUCUUCGAAACAAACAACCCCACCUCACAAGUCCUCGUCAAAUUCAGGCCCUCAUGAAGGAAAAAUUGGUGGUCAAUCUCAUAAUAGCAUGAAUAGUAUGAGUAGUGGAGAUGAUGACCCUCCGAAUGAGAGACCCACAAAAUUAAGCCGAAGUCAUGAAGCAGAGGUUGAUGGCGAAGAAACUACUUGUGAAGAAAAGCAGUUGAAUCAAGUAAAAGAGCAAAAAGAUUGGCGUGCAGAUUGUGUCAAACGGACGGAAGACUUAACAGAAUCAAUGGAAACUCUCGGAUACACAAUAUUUAAUGAAGUAGAAGAAAAGAAAUCAGCCAAAGUUUCAAGAGUUCAGUUAUUGAUUCAUCAGGAUUCAUUACCCAAAUAUGCCAAAAUGAAUGCUGGGAAAAAACCAAUGCAUAUCAGAUUUGAUGAAGGAGUCAAAAUGGACAGAGAAAGUUGGUUUUCUGUCACUCCUGAAAGAAUUGCGGAGCACAUUGCUGAGAGAUGUCGUUGUGAUGUCAUUGUUGAUGGUUUCUGUGGUGUUGGAGGAAAUGCUAUACAGUUUGCUUUUACCUGUUCACAUGUGAUUGCUAUUGACAUUGAUCCAAUUAAAGUGGAGUAUGCUCGCCACAACGCCCAAGUGUAUGGUGUAGAAGACCAUAUAGAAUUCAUUGUUGGUGACUACAUGCAAGUUGUACCUCACCUGAAAGCCGUGGAUGUUGUAUUUCUCUGUCCUCCCUGGGGAGGACCAGAUUACCUCAAAAGCAAAGUAUUUGAUGUUGAGAAGAUGGAAAUCAAAGCUUCCAGCUUAUUUUCUGUUGCACGAAAAGUAACCAAUAAUAUUGCAUUCUUCAUACCUCGUAACACCAGUGCUGAACAGCUCAGCAGUCUGGCAGCACCUCACGGAUACGUGGAAGUUGAACAGAAUAUUCUCAACAACAAAUUGAAAACUAUAACUGCUUACUAUGGAGAACUUAUCAUGGAAGGCAAAAAAUAA